AUAAAAGCAUACCCACUUCUUAGAGAAACAAGAAUCAAGAGAAUAAAAUAACUAAAAUAGGAAAGCUGCAAAACCUAGAUCCAUAAUAAAGAAACCCAGAUCCAUAACAAAAGGGGAAAUAAAGAUUAAAAGAUAAGGAAUGGAAAUUGUUGUAGAAGAAAUUGGAUGUGUUGUUGAAAAAAUCCAGAGUUGUCGACCAAGCUUUCCCAUUACCGACUUUGUUCGUUACUCCCUUGUUAUCUUUGCCUCCAAAUCUCUUCACUGUCUUUAGCAACCCACUUCGAUUUAAUCAAACCCAGCAAGGGUACAUCAAUCAAACCCAGCAUUCUUCAAUCAAACCCAUCAAGGAUUCUUCAAUCGAACCCAACAGUACCUGUUGGGUUUAAUUGAUGAAUGCAGCAAGCGCUCCUGGGUUAAAUCGAUGAACCGAGCGACACCUAUUGGGUUCAUCGAUCGAACCCAAGAGCGCCUGAUGGGUUCAUUGAUUGAACCCAGUGACGUUGCUUGGUUCCUCCUCAGUUCAAUCGAUGAACCUAGUAGGUGCCACUGGGUUCAUUGAUCGAACCCAGUAGGCAUCAAUCAAACCCAAAGCCCCUAAGGCCAACGAACAAGGAUUUGGGGCAAGAUGAUGAAUGCUAGAGAUGAAAAUGAAGGGGUAACGAAAGG
Molecule: messenger RNA, 666 nt
Organism: Rubroshorea leprosula
Lineage: Eukaryota; Viridiplantae; Streptophyta; Magnoliopsida; Malvales; Dipterocarpaceae
Source: the annotation of a GenBank genome assembly